This is a messenger RNA of Alternaria burnsii, 1794 nucleotides long. RefSeq names its product anion exchange family protein. Gene Ontology annotation, biological process: transmembrane transport; monoatomic ion homeostasis; borate transport. The transcript has 5 exons. Bases 1 to 1794 code for a protein of 597 amino acids. Gene Ontology annotation, molecular function: solute:inorganic anion antiporter activity. NCBI's taxonomy places the organism in Eukaryota, Fungi, Ascomycota, Dothideomycetes, Pleosporales, Pleosporaceae. The record is from RefSeq and is a predicted model, not a curated record. Gene Ontology annotation, cellular component: plasma membrane.
AUGGAGUCGUCAGACGCCAAAGAUUCGAGUAACAAGGAGAGAUUGGAAAGAACCGCGACGCACGAAUCAUACACCUUCCAGGGCGCGAAAGGAUGGCGGAGAUGGCGCAUUUUACAACCCGGACGUGGCAUGUAUCACGAUGUCAAACGCAGAUUACCAUACUACUGGAGUGAUAUCACCGAUGCACUUACCUAUCGAGUCUUUGCUAGUACAGUUCGUAUGUACUUCGUCAAUGUUCUACCUGCUAUCGCUUUCACGCUCGACAUGUACCGCCGAACUGGCGAGUUCUUCGGUAUCAAUGAAGCCCUCUUCGCCUCCGCUUUAGCAGCAAUGGUCUUCAGUCUUUUCGCUUGCCAACCUCUCACCAUUGUGGGCGUCACUGGUCUUAUCGCCCUCUUCAACUACACCAUCUUCGACAUUAUCACUCAGUAUGAUCCUCCCAUCUAUCCAGCCUUCACCGCAUGGGUCGGUAUCUGGGCUGCAAUCUUCCACUGGAUCGUAUCCUUUGGCAACUUUAGUGAUUACAUGGCUUAUGUUACCGACUUCUCAAGUGAGACAUUCGGCAUGUAUGUCGGAAUUAUCUAUUGCAUCAAGGGUGUAGAAGAACUGGUUUACCUCUUCGAAGUUUCCGAGUUCGAUGGCGGCUACCUUUCCAUCGUUAUCGCCAUCUGCUACUUUGCCUCCGUAUACGGCCUCGAGAAGCUUGGAGGAAGUACAUUGUUUGGUCCAGGCGUCCGUGGUAUCCUCGCUGACUAUUCCUUCGUCUUUCCAACUUUGUUCUGGGUCGGCUUCUCACACAUCCCCGGACGUUUGGAGAAUACUGGGCUGUACCGGGUCCCUAUUACAGGCGCCUUUGAGCCGACGCAGGACAGAAAUUGGGUGAUUGACUUCUGGAAUCUGGACGUCAAAUGGGUAUUUGCAGCAUUGCCAUUUGGUUUCUUGAUGAUGCUGCUUUUCUACUACGACCACAAUGUUUCAUCUCUUACAGCACAAGCCCGUCAAUAUCCCCUGAAAAAGCCCGCUGGCUUCCACUGGGAUUUCUUCCUUCUCGGCUGCACAUGCUUUGUUGGCGGUGUUAUUGGCCUUCCCCUUCCCAACGGUCUUGUACCGCAAGCACCUGUGCAUACCGACUCUUUGACAGUUUACGAAACGAAACUUGAAGUCACCAAAACGGAGGAUGGCGGAGAAAUCCGUAAGCCAUUUACAGAGGCUACCGCCGUUGUUGAACAGCGUGUCAGUCACUUCUUGAUGGGCAUGGCUAUUUGGGGUACUAUGACCGGUCCUUUGCUCACGGUGUUACACACUAUGCCUGCCGCCGUCUUCGCCGGUGUGUUCUUCGUUGUCGGUUGGGGUUCAAUCGAAUCUAACGGUAUCGUCGCCAAGACCCUCUACCUCAUGUCCGAAAAGCGUUUUAUCCAACGCGAUAACCCGCUGAAUACCGUCUCUCGCAAGAAGAUCGGACUUUUCAUUGGCAUCCAGAUCUUUGGUGUCGCAUGCACAGUUGCUAUUUCGCAAACUAUCGCCGCUAUCGGAUUUCCCGUGCUCAUCACCGCGCUUAUUCCGCUACGCACUUUCUUGAUGCCAAAAUGGUUCACAGCACACGAGCUAGAUGUUCUAGAUGCCCUAACGGCGGAUAAUCCCUCGGUACUUGUCAGCUUCGGUGGAACACCGAGUGGCAUGAAGGCUGGUGGUCCUAUGGAAGGCGGUGCUGGCGGCCCUCGUGAUGAGGAGGCACUCGCACACCCGCAUUCUGCCCAACGUCAACGCGCUGGAAGUAUUCACCGAGAUGAAUAG